Molecule: messenger RNA, 717 nt
Organism: Alternaria infectoria
Lineage: Eukaryota; Fungi; Ascomycota; Dothideomycetes; Pleosporales; Pleosporaceae
Exons: 2
Coding region: 1-717 (238 amino acids)
Source: RefSeq, a predicted model, not a curated record
AUGGACAUUGAGCGUAAUGCACUUGAAUCGCCUCUGCUCCGUCUACCUCGCGAAUUGCGCGAUCUCAUCUGGACCCUUACUUUUACGGGAACUGUAAAACCCGUUUACAGUGGGGCUUCCUGGUCCUCUCCAUUCAGCGUCCUUGUGGCAUGUCGACAAAUCUACACCGAAGCUAUCAGUCUUGCGGGUCCAUUCCUUACCUGGUCUCUCAGCUGCAUUCCAGACUACGAAAUCUUCUUUUGGAACAUAUUCGAUGUUGAAGGAGCAAAGUACAAGAAUCGCUUCAUACACUCCAUACAGCUUGGCGUCGAUCCUUCGGAUUCAUACAUGCUAGCCGAGAUAAUAGAUCCGGGGACUGACGAUGAUCGACAUGAGGAAACGGGUGAAUAUCGUCGUCCUACAUUCCGUGCUUUCGAGAAUCUAACGCAUGUGGAACUACUAUUGUCCGCUACGGGGGUCUUUAGUGAUUCUGAGAACGAAGACGACGAGGAGGCGGAGGAGGUUGAAUCAACCCGUUAUGAGAAUGAUGACAUCGAGGAAGCCAGAGACAACUUCACCAAAACAAUGGAACGGAUGCUUCCUCGUGUGCGUGUAACGUACAAGGACUUCGAUGACAGCGCGGCAAUGAAAAGGUUCUGGACGACACAAGAUCCCAAGGAGCUGAGUAUACGGGUGUUCUCUGGUCGGCGAGAACGACAAAAGGCUCUGGAACCUUGA